Messenger RNA from Bicyclus anynana (squinting bush brown), 3748 nucleotides. RefSeq names its product FERM domain-containing protein 8 (gene Bili). The coding region runs from base 111 to 1913 and encodes 600 amino acids. NCBI's taxonomy places the organism in Eukaryota, Metazoa, Arthropoda, Insecta, Lepidoptera, Nymphalidae. The record is from RefSeq and is a predicted model, not a curated record. The transcript is spliced from 11 exons. Gene Ontology annotation, cellular component: plasma membrane; cytoskeleton. Gene Ontology annotation, biological process: negative regulation of canonical Wnt signaling pathway.
AGUGCGAUCAAUAUUUUGGCGCACUGUUUUGAUUACUAAUAGUAAUACUUUCUACUGUCCCAACUAAAAUACUAGGAUGGUCGGUUAUAAUUAAUUGGUAUAGAAGAUACAUGGAACAUCAACCGGAGAUGGGAGCGUAUGGGGAGAACUCCAAUGUCCAGAACAGUGGGAAUUACAUUACGAUUAUUCCAGUGGAAUACUCAAGACGUGGAUAUCCUAUUCAAGCGGAGUAUCAAUAUAACGAGUUUAGAUCCCGCGAGGAGUACUACAGCCUGCAGAGCCAGAAGCUGCAAGCGGAGGUGAACGCCCACCUGUACUCAGUGUCCCAGCGCCUGCCUCACCUGUCCUACAGUCCACUAGGUCGGCACAAUGAGUGGGACAAGCAUGACCCACACAAGCCGCUGCAGCCUGACUCCAAGGAGAGCAACUCCUCGGAUUCCCUGGACAAAAGUGUUAUGGGCUCAAAUCUCAGCAGUUGUUCCAAUCAAACUGGAUCCAGUAGCAUUGCAGCUGGAUCCUUCAGUACCACAGAACCCAUUACCAGUGGGGGGAGCUCUUCCAGCGCUAUAUCACCACCUUUACCAGGAUCAUCAGGAAGUACAGCGUCUUCAGCUAGCAGCACAUCAAACCCAGUGACAUGCAUUUACUUGAUGUCCAAAACCACUGUGAUGGUUGAGAUGAGUUCUGACGAAGUCCCCACUUGUGUGACGUCGGCAAGAUUCCUGAACGCCGUCAUAUCUACUGAGGAGUUGGGCUUCAACACUCCCAGUGCCAGGAGUUUGGCCAUGAAUGUGUUCGCUCUUUGGAUGUGCAGCCCAUUAUUAGAAAUCCAGCUCAAACCGCACCACUGUCCGUGGCGCCUGUGGGGCGUGUGGCAGAAGCUGCUGCAGAAGUACGGCCACGGCUCGGAGACGCGCCGCGCGCGCGACCAGCCUAUACUGCGGCUACAGAGGAAUGUCUUCUUUCCCAAACAUCUGGAAGAAGGAAUCAAGGACUCCCGAAUCCAAGAAUUGUUGUACGAAGAAGCGCGUCACAACGUGGUUACGGGCAGGUAUCCCCUAGAGAGCGCUCAAGCGGUCAUGCUGGGUGGUCUCCAGGCCAGGAUACAGUUGGGGCCAUAUGACCCUCACAGACACACAGCUAAAUUUUACAGAGAGCAACAAGACAAGUACUUACCCCGGCACGCGCGCUCCGGCCGCUGGGCGCGCCUGCUGCCCGCGGGCCGCAAGGGCAGCCCUGAGGCCAAGCUGCUAGAGCAGGCGCAGCGCCCGCCCGCCGCUCCACCGCGCAAGCUGCGCCACAAGUACUUGUCGCACACAAGGACUACGCCUACGUAUGGCGCAGCGUUCUUCCAAGGUCAGAUCGAGCAGCCGGUGAGGAGUCUCACCAGCCUGCUGACGCACGAGGACAUCCCCGUGCUGCUGGCCGUCAACUCCAUCGGCGUCUACGUCAUCGACGACACUGAGAGUACUGUACUGCUGGGAUUGCUGUAUGAAGAGCUGUCAUGGGACAUUGGCUUACCAUCAGAGGAUAACGAGGACUGUCUGCCGUGUCUCUUCCUGCAAUUCAUGGUGGUGGAAAACGGACUGAGGGUUUCAAAAAUACUCCAGGUGUUCUCCAAACAAGCGAUCAUGAUGGACACACUUAUCUCAUUCUUCGCUGGAGAGUAUCGCAAGAGAGUUGGCCAAGACACACCCAGCGAACACAACAACUACGAGUACAGUUCAGACUCUGGCAGUAUAUCACUCCCACCGCUGUCACGACCUGAUUCGCCUCAGCGUCGAUUAGCUAACAAGUUGUCGCGUCUAGCGCUCGCAACCCACGACGGUCGCGGCAACCUGCUCGGCGGAGCUGGAGACUGGAACAGUGGGAUGCACCAUCGACAACCCUCGUGGAUACUGCCUAAACAUUAGUAUAAUGAGCGCAAGCAACCUGCUCGACAAGGCAAUGGUGGAAUACACCAUAGAAAACCAGUGUAUUCUCAAACAUAAUAAAGUUAUUUAGCGCUCGCAACCCACCACACUCGCAGCUGCUUGGGGACAUUGAUGGUAACGUCAAAUGAAUUGGAAUGCAUCAUAUAAAACAGUGUGUUCUAAAACAUAAUGAAAUUAAAUAAUAAUUAUUUAGCGCAUCACAACCCAUCACACUCGCAGUUGCUUGGGGACAUUGAUGGUAACAUCAUGAAUACUGUCCAACUUAAGCAUAAUAAUAUGAUGGUGGCUGUAAUAAUGGGAUGCACCAACAAUUACCCUCGUGUUCUUAAACAUUAGUGUAAUAAUGAUUAGCGCUCGCAACCCACAACACCUGCUUGGAGGAGAAGGAAGAGAUGUUGAUCGCGACUGUGACAUUGGGUAUACUAUGGACAACCCUAAUAGAUACUGCUCAAAUAUAGCGCUGGCAACCCACCACAGUCGCGAGUACCUGCCCUGUGAAUAUUAGUGGAACAUUAGGAUAGGUACACCAUCGACUUCUUUACGACCGUGGAUACUGCCUAAAAAUUAGCGUAAUGAGCGCAAACAACCUGCUCGGUGGAGCUGGCGACUGGUAGAGUGGAAUUCACCAUAGAAAACCAAUGUGUUAUCAAACAUUGGUUCAAUAAUAAUAAUUAAUUAGCGCUCGCAACCCAGCACACUCGUGAGAACCUGCUAAUAAAGUAGAUGGAGAUGUUGGUGGCGACUGUAACAUUGGGAUGUACUGCAGUACCGCUGCAUGCUCAAAGAAUAAUAUAAUAAUAGCGCUGGCAACCCACCACACUCGCGAGUAUCUGCCCAGUCAAUGUUGGUGGCGCCUGGAACAUUAGGAUGCACCAUCGACAACCUUCUAACGUAUUGAGCUCAAACAACCUGCUCGGUGGUGCUGACGACUGGUACAAAAUGGAAAACCGGUGUUAUCAAACAUUGGUUUAAUAAUAAUAUUUAAUUAGCGCUCGCAACCCAUCAAACUCGCGAGAACCUGCUUGGAAAGAUGAGGGAGAUGUUGGUGGCGACUGUAACAUUGGGAUUUACUAUGGACAAACCUAAUAGAUACUGCUUAAAUAAUAGUAUGAUAAUAGUGCUGGCAACCCACCAUAUUCUCGAGGACCUGCCCUGUGAAUGUUGGUGGAACAUUAGGGUACACCAUCGAUUUCUUUACGGCCGCGUAUACUGUCUAAAAAUUAGCGAAAUGAGCGCAAACAACCUGCUUGGUGGAGCUGGCGACUGGUAGAGUGGGAUGUUAUCAAACAUUGAUUCAAUAAUAAUAAUUAAUUAGCGCUCGCAACCCAGCACACUCGUGAGAACCUGCUUGGAAAGAAGAGGGAGAUGUUGGUGGCGACUGUAACAUUGGGAUGCACCAUUAGCAACUCUGUCGUGCUGCCUCGGCAACCUUCUCGAUGGAGCCAGCGACUGAAACUUUUUUUUUAUUCUUUACAAGUUAGCUCUUGACUACAAUGUCACCUGAUGGUAAGUGAUAAGGCAAUCUAAGAUGGCUUCCGUCUUAGAUUGCCUUAUAGGGCUAACUUGUUAGGAGGUUUCUAAGAGAUGUACCAUCGACAAACCCUCGUGUAUACUGUCCAAGUGACUAUAAUGAGAAAUUAUUUUAUUUUUCUGUUACAAAAAGUGUUUUUUUAACAAUUUACACAAUGUGAUGGUUAUAAGAUCUGAAUAUUCCUUCACUUCAAUGUUGUUUAUAAAGUUAUCAAAUAAUAACUAGGAAAAUACUCUUAUGGUGUUAGCAUUUAUUAGAAACUAUUUUUAAAUAAAUGUUUGAA